UUGGCACAGUUGGUAUCAACCGUAGAGCACCGCUUUUUAGCGGUCGUUUUACGAUGAUUGUUCGUUCAAAUAUCGUUCUGUUCGUCAACAACGUGGUACCGUAGCAUGGUAGUGGAUGAACAAUCCGAUAAAGAAAAAGAAGACUGCAAUAAUAGUAUUAUUACUUAGCUUUCUCUCGUUAUUGCGAAAGAAAUAAGGCUAUCUCUGCGAUCUGCUGCAAUCUUAUUGUUGCUUCUGGCAUUCGUGUGUAACAUAAACACACGAAAGACAACACAUUUGCCAAACAGUGGUGGGCGAUACGCAUAUUAGAUAUUGAAGCGUUUGCCACAGCUAGAACGAAGAUGAAUACGCCGCAGUCUAAUAAAAAGAAAGGCAGGAACAGAAUGGGUGUACCUAAUGAAAGCGCGAGUCCUACGAACACAGAGACGCUCAGCAGUCAAGAAGCAGCCAAAUUCGUUUUGGUAAAUCCUAUAGGGGAAGAUGGAAACAAAUCAAUUAAGCUGGCUAUCUCAGAUGCAAUCCCUAUAAUUUCCAUGGAUUCAAGUAUGCUUGACGAAAAAGGUUUAAAAUAUAACGCAGCAUUAUUGGAAAAGGAAAAAGAAGACAAAAAUAUUCUUAGCACUUUACCUGUUGCUACAGUUAAAGAGAUAGAAGGUUACGAGGAUCAAUUAGGAGAGGCUGAACCACUUCCAAAUUCUUACAUUAGAUUUAUGGAACGCAGUGGUGAAGAACUUGAUGGAGAAGUGGAAUAUGAUCUUGAUGAGGAAGACACUGCAUGGCUUUCUAUUGUGAAUGAAAGAAGACUAGCUUCUGGAUUAACACCUGCAUUAGAACCUGAUACAUUUGAAUUACUGAUGGACAGAUUAGAAAAGGAGUCAUAUUUUCAACAACAAAGCAAUGGUGGAGGUGGCAUUGCUGCGGACGAAGACGCUGUCUGUUGUAUCUGUAUGGAUGGAGAAUGUCAAAAUAGUAAUGCAAUUUUGUUUUGCGAUAUGUGUAAUCUUGCUGUCCAUCAAGAUUGUUACGGUGUACCAUAUAUACCUGAAGGACAAUGGUUGUGUAGGAGGUGUCUGCAGAGUCCAUCUAGGGCUGUAGAUUGUGUUCUAUGUCCGAAUAGAGGCGGCGCUUUUAAACAGACCGAUCGUCCCGCGACAUGGGCACAUGUGGUGUGCGCUCUAUGGAUACCAGAAGUUAGAUUUGCUAACACUGUAUUUCUGGAGCCCAUCGACAGUAUAGAGAGUAUUCCACAAGCUCGUUGGAAGCUUACAUGCUGUGUAUGCAAACGCAGAGGGGCAGGCGCGUGCAUUCAAUGUCAUAAGAGUAACUGCUAUGCAGCAUUCCAUGUAACUUGUGCUCAGCAGGCUGGUUUGUGCAUGCGUAUGAGAACAGUGCAACCUGCCAAUGGUGAACCAAUGUUAGUGCAAAAGACAGCUUAUUGUGAAGCGCAUACACCUGUCGAUUAUCAGCCUUCUACAAAUCCCGUGGAUGCGAGGAGGAGAGCAAUAGCUAAUAAGAAAAGCUCGUCAGCGCCUGUUAUUUCUAUUCCCACCAUUCCACCUGAGAGAAUCAGAGAAAUAGCUAGUUUAGCUGAAGGAAUACCAAAAAGGAGUCAAUUGAUACAACGCCUCCUUGCUUAUUGGACGUUGAAGCGACAAUACAGGAAUGGUGUCCCGCUUCUUAGAAGACUGCAAAGUUCUCAUCCACAAUCCAGACCGCAACCGCUCGGUGAACACUCCUCUUCGCCGACGCACGAUAGUGAAUUACGAGAAGAAUUGUAUCGUCAGCUUAAAUAUUGGCAAUGCUUACGUCAAGACUUGGAACGUGCACGAUUGUUGUGCGAAUUAGUACGGAAGCGUGAAAAAUUAAAGAAAGAAUUAUUCAAAGUGAAGGAAAAAUGUUUGUGGUUCGAAUUGCGGCCAUUGGAGAGUGUUUUACGUACAUUAUUAGAAGCUAUAAAAGCGAAAGAUGUAAACGAUGUAUUUGGACAACCAGUCAAUACCAAAGAAGUUCCAGAUUAUCUUGAAAUAGUAUCGCAUCCUAUGGAUCUCUCUACCAUGCAGGCAAAAUUAGAGAAACAAGAAUACGAUUCUAUUGCCGCUUUUGAAACUGACUUUAAUUUGAUGGUGAGCAAUUGUUUGGCAUAUAAUCGUAAAGAUACUAUGUUUUAUCGGGCAGGAAUAAAAAUGAAAGAGCAGGGUGGAGCCUUGAUAGAUCAGGCUCGCAAAGACUAUCCUGACCUCGAUCCAGUUAUUGAAUCCGAACAAGUUGGCUCUAAAUCUAGAAAAAGAGAAAGAUCUAAUCGUAGUCGCGUGGAAACAGAAUCGCAAUCUAACGAGAAAGAGAUUGGCGGAGGUGGUGUAAAUAGAAGAACAGCGGUAUUGUUCACGCGUAAAGCUAGAGCCCGUAAUGCUAGAAGCGGUCAAAUGUUUCUUUCGGAAGAUGACAAAAAGAAACAAAGUGAUAGUUUUAAAGUAUAUAGGAGUGGAACAAUGGAUAGUGAUAUAGGUGAGGGGGAAAGCCAAUCAUCAAGUUGCAGUAGCUGUCCCACGAGUAGAUCUACUACUCCCGAUCCAGAAGAGGAGAAGCAACGACAAGAGAUUGUCGAUACGAAGAAAGAAAACGAGAGCAAGCAAACGAACACUAGCAACGGUCUACAAGCUCUGCAACUUGUAUGGGCUAAAUGUCGCGGAUAUCCUUGGUAUCCAGCUCUGAUUAUUGAUCCUAAUACACCCCGGGGUACUAUACAUAAAGGAGUGCCGAUCCCAGCACCACCUGAUGAUGUUUUGGCUCUUGCUGACAAUUACAAAGAACCGGUCUUUCUUGUACUUUUCUUCGACACAAAGCGCACAUGGCAAUGGCUGCCAGGUGAAAAAUUAGAAAAACUCGGAGUAUCGCAGGAAGUGGACGAAGCAAAGUUAAUUGAAUCGCGUAAACCUGCAGAUAGAAAAGCUGUGAAGAAAGCUUAUCAAGAAGCUUUACAUUAUCGCAAACAAACUGCUGUGUUGGAUAGUAUCUCAAAUGUAUAAAUCUUGUAAGUACAAUAUACGAUCUAAUAUAAUUAGAAUAUUGCUAUAUAUAAAUAUUUAAAAAGAUAUUGUAAUUUGAAUGCAAUAGAUAUUAAUACUU
Molecule: messenger RNA, 3126 nt
Organism: Formica exsecta
Lineage: Eukaryota; Metazoa; Arthropoda; Insecta; Hymenoptera; Formicidae
Gene: Br140
Product: peregrin
Exons: 8
Coding region: 342-3026 (894 amino acids)
Biological process (GO): regulation of transcription by RNA polymerase II
Cellular component (GO): MOZ/MORF histone acetyltransferase complex
Molecular function (GO): protein binding
Source: RefSeq, a predicted model, not a curated record